AUGGCGGGCGGCUUCUCCAUCAGGGGGUACGCGGAGAGCUUGCGGCGCACGGGGGCGGCGGAGCUCGGCCCGUUUAGUUCGGCCACCAAGGAACUGGCGCCCUUGGAGGUGCGCGCCUUCCGGUGGUGGGAGGACGAGCUCGCUUCCAUCAAGGCGGCGGAGGCGGAGAAGGAAGCGGUGGCGGGGGUGGAUGAGGAGGAGGAAGAGGAGGCGUCGGGGAACGGCCGGGCGCCGAAGAAGCGCUCCAUCACGGACCUCUUCGCGGAGGCGCCGGCCGUGGGCGCCGGCAGCGGACCCAACGCUGUCGUGGACGAGGAGGAGGUUCUUCGCUCCAUCGUCCGCCGGAGCAAGGAGCUGCGGAGGAAGCGGCGUCUGGAGCAAGUUGCGUCGGCGGCGGCGGCGGCGGCGGACGAGCCGGAGAUGUCGGCGGCAGGCGAACGGCGUGCGGCCGAGGGGAAUUUCCCCAGAAAGAAAUCAGUUGACAAACCAAGUUUGGGAGAUGAGUUGGAUACUUCUUGUCCAUCAAAGGAACAUGAGAAUGAUGAUCUCGGUACAGAGAAGGAAAUGAUCCCAGAUCUUAAGAGAAGGAAGCAUGGAAGACUCAGUAAUAGCUUACAGAAGAAGAAGGCUGAGAGGCUAAAGUACCUCGAGAGUCGAAAGGCUGCCAAGGUUGGAAAACAGCGAGAUAUUAAAAAAGUGCUCCCUUUGCACAGCAUUCUGAAGAAGUACACAAAGCAUACGUCUGUUAAAAUGGUUAAGGAAAAACAUGGGCGUUCAAAAGGCUCCGGAGUCAUACAACUCUGCCGGAAAUCAGUCAAGCGUGUCAAAUUCUCAGAAAUGGAUGAUGCCAAGAAGCAAUGUUCCAAAAGACCACCACUGGAAAGCAUCUGCGAGCUUCUCUCUGCUAUUAGUUCUUCUUCUUCAUCAUCUCUAGAGAUGUCAAGUGAAGAGGAACAUGUUAUCGCAGAAAGUAGUAGUUCUCGCAUGCCAAGGAAAGCCUUCACUAUGGCUAAGGAAGCCAAUGAGAAUACAAAUCAUGAUAACCAAUAUGAGCUUAGCAGUACUGGACUGUCCACUUGUUUGCUUGAUCUGAAUCAAGCUCUUCCAGAACCUGCGGACUUGAACAAUCCGUAUGUUCCAAGUUCAGACGUUUCAUAUCUUGAGCACACAGAGGUAGGAACUUGGCAUGUGGGUCAACAACUUACUGAUAAUGGAAGGACAAACGAUAAAGAAUCGUCCUUCGAUCUGCAUGGACAGGAACAACCACGACAUGCUACUGAGUUGGACACCAGAUCAAAAGGCAAGUCCCCUUGUACUCUGCCAAACCAUUUCCAGGAUUCAGUUCAUCUGCAACAAAAUUGGUGCUCCAUGACUUUGCAUCGUGGUGUCUCUCAGCUCUCAACUGGAGGCGAGCCUUCUUCCUUUCAAUUUCUAGGAUCUAAUCUAUCACGCAGUGAGAAACGAAAUUUUCAUUCAGAAAUGAACGUGCAACAAGAGUCCAGUCCUCCUGCUGGACAAACCUUGCGCUUGAUGGGUCAUGAUCUUACAGUAUCCAAUACUAGAGUUGACUAUUUAUCUGACGCAGCACAGAAUCAUACAAAUCCUACUGCAGACCAUCUUACCACAAAGGUGGUGUUGGAAUUGCCACGACAAGGUCAGCCUUUCCUAUCAUUACAAACUCAGAGUAUUGCCAGUGUUUCAGCAGGCUCUGCAAAUGCUGUACCUCAUGUUUCAGCAAGUUCUGCAAGCGCUGUAGCUCAUGUUUUAGCAAGUUCUGCAAGCACAGCUCAGGCACAUUUUGGAUACAGAACACCACAUAAUGUCAGCCACCCUUUGCUCACUGCCAAUGUGCUCUCUGGUGAUCCAUCAGUAUAUGAAGACAGGACAGAUUCACCCUCAGCGCCAUUUAUACCAACAAUGAUGCAGCAUGUGGCAACAUCUUCAGAUUACCGUGCCAAUCUGCCUCAUCAGUCAUAUGGUGUGUACUCUGCAAGCUCAACAGUUCAACCUCGUAACUCUGCAAAUUUUACAUGCCCAAACCAGAUAGUACAAGGAGUUGACAGUAGGGCUUCUGCAAACCUUCCAUCCAGAAUUCUAGGAACUGGAACGACAAGAGCUGCUCCUGACAGCUCUAAUACUUCAUCUAGCAGCCGUUUUGUUCUGAGAUCAGGCCCUGUAAAGCUCAGUGCCGGGGCGAAGCAUAUCCUGAUACCAAAUGAGAAUACAGAGGACGACAAUUCUGCACCAAUGUACUCUUGUGUGUCCUUUGGCAGCAGUAGUGCAAAUGUUUCGGCAGCUCAUCAGAAUAAAGAGGCAGGUUCCCGUAGGUUCUAG
This is a messenger RNA of Miscanthus lutarioriparius, 2334 nucleotides long. The record is from the annotation of a GenBank genome assembly. Lineage: Eukaryota; Viridiplantae; Streptophyta; Magnoliopsida; Poales; Poaceae.